AUGGAGAAUGUGCGUCGAUUAUACCAACCUCAACAAGGCAUGCCCCAAAGACUGCUACUCCUUGCUGAGAUCGACAAAAAGAUAGACUCUCUCGCACCAUACAGAUGGAAAUGCUUCUUGGAUUGUUACAAGGGGUAUCAUCAGGUUCAAAUGAAGCUUGAGGACGAAGACAAGACAGCUUUUCGCACUGAUCUUGGGAUUUUCUGCUAUACAAAGAUGCCGUUCGGCCUCAAGAAUGCCGGCGCAACAUAUCAGCGCCUGAUGGAUAAAAUCUUCGCUGAAGAUAUCAGAAAACACAUCGAGGUUUACAUCGAUGAUCUGGUAAUCAAGAGUCCCGAAGAGGACCAAAUGUUAAAAGACAUUGAGAAAACCUUCAACUCAUUGAGAAGUGUGAACAUGAAGUUGAAUCCUGCCAAAUGUUCUUUUGGUAUGGAAGAAGGGAAAUUCUUGGGCUUCAUAGUCACAAAUGGCGGCUUUAAGGUUAAUCCAGAAAAAGUUCAAGCCAUAGAACGGAUGUCGUCGCCUCGAACAAUCAAAAAAAUGCAACGAUUGGCCGGCUGUUUAGCCACGCUCAACCGUUUUCUAUCAAACCACGCUGCAAAGUCAUAUCCUUUUAUCAGCACCUUGCGCAACUGCGUAAAGAAACAAGAGUUCAAAUGGACGCCCGAAGCUGAAACCGCAUUUCAGCAGAUGAAAGAAUGUUUGAUAAAGCUCCGUACUCUGACCGCGUCGUUCGAAAAAGAACCACUCAUACUGUACUUAUCUUCUUCGGAUAAGGCGGUAUGGUCGGUAUUACUUGUGGAGAGAAACAGAGUACAGACUCCAAUUUAUUAUGUCAGUAGGGUGCUUACCGAUCCAGAAACGAGAUAUUCAACAAUGGAAAAAUUGGUACUUGCGUUGCUACACGCCUUUAGAAGACUGCGCAAAUACUUUACAGGGCAUGUGAUAAUAAUACUCACCAACUUUCACAUCGGCACUAUUUUACAAAAGCCAGAAACAUCAGGGCGGUUAGCGAAGUGGGCGAUCGAGCUGGGGGUUCACAACAUCUUGUACAGGCCGCGCCCAGCCAUCAAGGGUCAAGUCCUUGCGGAAUUUAUUACAGAAGUCCCAGUAGAAAAAAUCAAGGAUUGCAAGAUUGUUGAGACUCCCGUGAAGGACACGUCUAAUGAGUUAUGGUUGUUGUACACUGAUGGGGCCUCAAAUGAGGAUGGCGCAGGAGCUGGGUUGCGCCUUGUGAGGCCCGAAAAGCAUGAAUUUACAUACGCCAUCAAGUUGGAUUUCAAGAACACCAACAAUGAGGCAAAAUACGAGGCAUUCUUGGCAGGCUUGCGUCUCGCCAUAAAAAUGGGAGCUAAAAAUCUGCAAGUGCGUGUUGAUUCACUCUUGAUCGCCAGCCAAAUCAACGGUCUAUACGAUGCAAAGGGUGAAGUUAUGGCCCUGUAUUUAGAUCAAGCAAAAGAGUUGCUUAAACAGUUCAAAUCUUACAAGGUAGUUCACAUCAACCGCUCCGAGAACAAACCAGCAGACGCUUUAAGCAAGCUCGCUUCAACUUCCUUUCAACAUCUCGCCAAAGAUGUAAGGAUUGAAGUACUCAAAAAUCCAUCCGUUCUGUUACGCCAGGUAAAUGUGAUCGAAGUAGGGCAGCCAUCUUGGAUGACCCCUAUAAUUCAAUAUCUGCAAGAAGGAAUACUCCCGGAAAGCAAAGCAGAAGCAAGGAAGAUUCAAAACAAGGCCCUGCAUUAUGAAAUGAAUGGUGGUAUCUUAUACCGAAAGUCCUUCCUCGGGCCACUGUUGCGUUGCGUGGAUCCCCAAAACGCGAACUAUCUGAUUAGGGAGAUCCACGAAGGAAUCUGUGGCAUCCAUGUAGGCCCACGCAUGGUUGUCGUGAAGAUUAUGAACGAUGGAUACUAUUGGCCAGGGAUGCACGUCGACGCCCUGAAGGAGCUGCGCAAAUGUGACUCCUGUCAGCGACAUUCUCCAAAAACCUUGCGCCCAAGAAACGAUCUUAUACCGGUAUCCACUGCCUGGCCUUUCCAGCAGUGGGGAAUUGAUAUGAUGGGACCCUUCCCGGAUGCUCCUGGCGCUGUUAAGUUUAUAAUCGUUGCCGUCGAUUACUUCACAAAAUGGGUGGAGGCCAAAGCACUAGCCUCAACUACUGCAAUGAUCGUGCGCAAGUUCAUUUGGGAGCACAUCAUUUGCAGGUUUGGCCUCCCACUUAAAAUUGUAACAGACAAAGACACCAACUUUGCUUCUGAAGACCUCCAAAAGUGGUUGAAAGAGAUAAGCAUCGAACACACUUUCUCAUCUGUUGCACAUCCUCAGGGCAACGGACAAGUCGAAAGUGUGAACAAGAGCAUCGUUGAACGGAUAAAAGCCCGACUGGGCACGAAGAGAAGAGGCUGGGUAGAUAAGCUCCCAAGCAUCCCGUGGGCUCAUCGAACCAUGCCGAAAACAAGCACUGGCGAAACUCCUUUCAGCCUAGUCUAUGGCUCGGAGGCGGUUAUCUCAGCUGAAAUCGGCCUGCCCUCGCCGCGCCUGACAGCAGUCAACACUAUCGAUAAUGAGGCGGAGCGUCGUCUUGACUUGGGUUUGCUUAAGGCGCGAUUAUUGCGCGAAUUAAAGAAGCCAAGUAUAAGACACAACUGGAAAGGUACUACAAUGCGAGAGUGCGCAUCUGUACCUUCAUUCCAGGAGAAUAUGUCUUUAGGGACAAUGAAGCUUCAAAUGCUGAACGGCCAGGAAAGCUAG
Messenger RNA from Helianthus annuus (common sunflower), 2748 nucleotides. RefSeq lists its product as uncharacterized. Lineage: Eukaryota; Viridiplantae; Streptophyta; Magnoliopsida; Asterales; Asteraceae. The record is from RefSeq and is a predicted model, not a curated record. The coding region runs from base 1 to 2748 and encodes 915 amino acids. Gene Ontology annotation, molecular function: RNA-DNA hybrid ribonuclease activity; nucleic acid binding. Gene Ontology annotation, biological process: DNA integration. The transcript has a single exon.